AUGCAUUCAUUAAAAAAUCCCUAUGUUUUUGUGCAAAGUAGUAGAAACCUUAUUGGCAUAUUUUCCAGAUUAUGUUCAUCAAAUGCUGGAAUUCCCCAAUACGAAACUUUAGCGGUAUCUGUACCGAAAAAAUAUGUUUAUCACGUUGAACUGAACCGGCCCAACAAACUUAAUACAUUUACGCCGAAUAUGUGGAAAGAGUUUUCUUCAUGCUUCUCAGCUCUAAGCGACAAUCCAGAGUGCAGAGUUGUUGUACUAUCAGGUCAAGGAAAACAUUUCACUGGAGGUAUUGAUCUCAAUGCAUUUGUGGAAAGUGCAAGCAAAGCCCAUGAGCUAAGUGAUGUAGCAAGAAAAGCGCGAUUCUUAUUUAAAAUGAUAAAACAAUACCAGGAUGGUAUCACGGCUUUAGAGGAGUGUGUAAAGCCAGUGCUUGCUGUAGUUCACAAUGCCUGCGUGGGAGCAGGAGUUGAUUUAAUAACAGCUGCCGAUGUUAGGUACUGCACAGAGGAGGCAUGGUUCCAAGUGAAAGAAGUUGAUGUUGGCUUAGCCGCUGAUGUUGGCACUCUACAGAGGUUACCCAAGGUGAUAGGCAGUGCAUCCAUUGCUCGUGAGUUAUGUUUCACGGCAAGAAAACUGCAAUCAAAAGAGGCAUUGGAAAUUGGACUUGUUAGUAAAGUGUUUACAGAUAAGGAGAGUGCAAUCCAGCAAGUGCUGGAAGUGGCUGAAACCAUCGCCUCCAAGAGUCCAGUGGCAGUGCAAGUCACCAAACAAUCGCUAGUGUAUUCACAAAGCCGGCCUACGUCCGAAGGAUUGGAACAUAUACGGUUAAUGAAUCAGACAAUGCUUCAAAGUGAUGAUCUUACAAAAGCUGCUAUCGCCCAAGCAACUAAAACAAAGACUGAAUUCGACGAAUUAUAA
Parnassius apollo (apollo) is the source of this 918-nucleotide messenger RNA. Lineage: Eukaryota; Metazoa; Arthropoda; Insecta; Lepidoptera; Papilionidae. The record is from the annotation of a GenBank genome assembly.